CGCCCAAAUCCAAAAAUUGUUAUCGGUUUUUGUGUGGGAAAACAAAAAACCCCCUAUCCUUGCUGCAAACCCCGGUUAAGUUGGGAGGAUUGGGCUUCCCUAAUGUCCUAAUGUACCAUAAAGCAGCAGUACUAGAAGCAGCUAUCAAAUUACACGCCCCAAAAAAUACACUUCAGUGGGUCGACAUGGAAAAUGAAUACGGUACAGGAAACUCAGCAAUACACUAUAUGUGGACACCCAAACAACUACGAGACAAAUCCCAAGCAUUAUUGCCCCUUACUAGGACCACCAUACAAGUCUGGGACCAAUUACACCGCUUGCAAGCGACUGACAACAAAUUCCUAAAAUGGGCACCCAUAGAGGCACUACAGUCUAUAUCUCCGUGGUUAUCGUUCAAAAAAUGGUCAGCACUGGGAAUUACCCAUAUUACUAACCUAUGUUCACAAAGGGACAUCAUCCCCUUCCCAGAUUUACAGACCGCAUACAACCUCCCACCAUCCUUCAUCUUCUCAUAUGUCCAACUAAAAAGCAUUAUCCAAGAACGAGUACUGCUCACAACACAAACUACAGACAACCCCAACACAGAAAGAUUGGCACUGUAUGACAGAUGCC
This is a messenger RNA of Pelobates cultripes (western spadefoot toad), 612 nucleotides long. The record is from the annotation of a GenBank genome assembly. Lineage: Eukaryota; Metazoa; Chordata; Amphibia; Anura; Pelobatidae.